UCCCCGGCAGCUCCAGCAUCCCCGGCAGCUCCAGCAUCCCCAGCAUCCCUGCCGGGACGCGCCGCGGAGCACACAGACACUGCCAUGACUGUGAGACGCUACCCCACCGUCUCCCCAGCUCCUGCUCCUUCCAGCACAAGGUCCCACUGGGCUGGCAGGAAGCCUCCAAGCUCUGGGCUCCUGGAGGUGCCAGGCAGAACCCAGCCACCAGCCCCUCCUGCUGCAGCACAGCUCAGCAGGGAAGAGGAGAAAGGGCUUGAAAAAUCACCAGCCAGUUGUCUCUCCUACAGCCACUCCAGCAACGUGAAGCUGUUUCAGGAGCACGUCUAUAAGUGCCAGGGUAAAGUGAAGGCUGUGAGUUUCCUCUUACCAACAGAUAUGUCAUCAUUUGCUGAAAAGCAAGGUUCUCUCAAAAGCCCACAAAAUCAGAGCACAAAACAUCUGAUGACCAUCACUGAAAAGGAUAUGUGAGCUGGUGAAUUUUUAAAGGCCCAUUGACUCCCGAGAUAAAUUGGCCUUAAAUGAUAGCUGUGUGUCAGGUUCCUCUGCUGCAAAACGUUUUGGCAGGAUGCCCACAGAGCAUCACCCAGCCGUGUUUUGGGUCACUGGCCUGAUGUUCAGCAUGGAAAUGGAAGCCACAACAGAGCCAGCUGGAAGCCCAGGCACUGUGAUGAAACCACACAAAGCAAAGGUGCCUCCACCAAGUCCUUCUGUGCAAUGUGUCCAAGGACCCCUCACCUCAGGACUGUGCACAGGGUGCUGAAGCUGGGUUUGGUGUGUUUGUCACAAAAAGCAGAAACUGUGGCAUCACUUGUGUUUGCUGAUUCCCGUGACAGAAAGGUGUCUGAUGCAAAUGACAAAAUAAGAGCUAUCUAAGAGCCUGUGGGGUUUUCUCUGUAGGUAAAACUUUCAAGCUUCACUAAUACAGCAAAGUUAAGGAGAUAUUACAGAGUCAGUCAAUGUUGCCUGAAUUUCUGCAAAGCUUGGCAGAAACCCUUUUGGGGUUCCCUUCUAACAGAGCACAGGAGAGAGUAAGUACUUAUUGGUAUGAAAAUGUGGCUUCAAAUCUGCUUCUCACAUGGUGUGCACAUCCUGCUGGAGACUAAAGGCUGGACACCAAGUCAAAAUAGGAAGAACUGUGAAUAUCAGAAUUUUUUAGGAAUGGCUUCUCAGCACAGCUCAGACCAAAAAUCAUUAGCAGAAAUUCAGCAAGCAAGUACAAUAUAACUGUGAGAUAGAACUACAGACAGCUUGUAAAAAAUGAGCAGUGCUUGUUAGUCUAAUCAUAUAAGUGAAGAUAACAUUCCAUGUGUUUAUUUUGAUUACAGCUAUUUAUGGAAUCAAAAUACUGCACACUGCUAUUUCUUUCUGUACAGGAAGCACUGAUGAUUAAAUAUUGUAUAAAGAAUACAUGAAUAGUAGAUGUUUGUACAGAUAACUUCAAGGAA
Molecule: messenger RNA, 1448 nt
Organism: Lonchura striata (white-rumped munia)
Lineage: Eukaryota; Metazoa; Chordata; Aves; Passeriformes; Estrildidae
Source: RefSeq, a predicted model, not a curated record